Molecule: messenger RNA, 312 nt
Organism: Linnemannia hyalina
Lineage: Eukaryota; Fungi; Mortierellomycota; Mortierellomycetes; Mortierellales; Mortierellaceae
Source: the annotation of a GenBank genome assembly
AUGGCAUCACAGCAGGAAGGUCCCCUCACAACCAGCAUUCGCACCACGCUCACGGAACUCUUGAAGCCUGAGGCACUCGAGAUCAUCAACGAUAGUGCGAAGCACGCCCACCACUCUGCCAUGCGUGGAGUCGACAGCAAGGAGACCCAUUUCAGAGUGAACAUCGUGUCGGAGGCAUUUGCAGGCAAGUCGACUAUGCAGCGUCACCGCCUCAUCUACGGCGCCCUCAACAAGGACUUCGAGGCUGGCCUUCACGCAUUGUCCCUCAACACCAAGACCCCUACCGAAGUUGCCAAGGCCUCAGAGGCAUAA